Physcomitrium patens is the source of this 1276-nucleotide messenger RNA. RefSeq lists its product as uncharacterized. Gene Ontology annotation, biological process: translation. The record is from RefSeq and is a predicted model, not a curated record. Gene Ontology annotation, molecular function: structural constituent of ribosome; 5S rRNA binding. Gene Ontology annotation, cellular component: ribosome. Lineage: Eukaryota; Viridiplantae; Streptophyta; Bryopsida; Funariales; Funariaceae.
GCGGUGUUUGUGUUUCGUUAGCCUUCAAGCUUAGUGCACAAGAACGAAGGCAAUUCUUCGUUAAGGCGAGAGAUUUCUGUUUAGGUCGGCGAUGGAGUGAAUCUGUUGUCGUGUUGCAGUCUGAUCCAGAAUUGGGUAUGGCAGGCACUGUGUUCUGAUUGAUGGGAGACUGUGCAAUUGAAGAUUUUGCAUUCGGGGUGACGUCGAGAAGUGGGCUCUGGGAGGAUCUGUGGUCGAAACCUCGCUUUUUCUGGUGCUUUCAAGUGUGUCCAUGGGCUCCAGAUUGUUGUGGUUGUGCCUGUGCGACGAUGGAUGGCGUCUGUGGGGUCGGGACUGUGUACCUUUCGCUCCCAGGUUCAAUAAGGGUUUAACAAGGAUGUUGCAUGUUCCUCGAUACGCCUCAUGAGCGAAUGGACGCAUAUGAGUCGUUUUGAUCAAACUGCUGAUCCGAUUGCUAAAGCGGUGUUGAUAAGGAUGGGAGCUAGGGCGUGCAUGGUACCGUUGUCGCUGCGAGGGUCUCCUUUUAGGGGAUCCGAUGGCAUGGUCACCAGCUCUUCCCUCUGCCUCUCUGUGCCGUCGUCCACACGCUCAGCUUCCUUGUGGGAGACGUUGACGAUAGAGGCUAAGAAAGGAGGAAGACAACCAACCAAGACAGAAAAAGCCAAAGUACGUGAAAGGCGAAUGAGGAAGAAGCUAAACGGUACCACCGAAAAGCCUCGAUUGGCUGUCUUCCGUUCCAACGAUCACCUCUACGCUCAAGUUAUUGACGACACAAAGAAGCAAAUCCUGGUAGCAUCCUCCACUCUUAGCAGAGAGAUUCGUGAGUCCAUCGAUGGCACCGCAGACCCUACCAUGGAUACUGCAAAAAAGGUUGGAGAAACCAUUGGGAAGCUGUGCAUUGAGAAGGGAAUCAGUAAAGUGGCUUUUGAUAGACAAGAUUAUUUCUACAAGGGGCGUAUCAAGGCGUUUGCAGAUGCCGCACGCGAAGUUGGACUAGAAUUUUAGACGUAGUUCAAACACGUAGAAACCCAACUGUUGAGGUCCAAAGUGACGAUCUUACGUCUGGGAUUAGGUACAGCUGAUAUUGGAGUCCCGCAACAAUUCCUAUGUGACUGUCAUGACCAUCACAAUUUAAAAAUAUGGCUUGGCACCAUGGAUGCAUCGCAUGAGACUUUCCCACAAGUCUUCGAAACCUAAUUGGGUGUCUUGAACUUCGCCAGACCUACACCUAAAAAUUGUUGCUUGUUUUUAAGUUGAAAGGAGCUAUUUCAACUGA